AUGCCGGAUUGGAGAAUAUACCAUCCAACCGGGACCUUCACAAGUCCCGAUCAGAGGGAGACCUUGUCAAAGGCAAUAACUUCUAUAUAUACUGACGUUGGGUUGCCUGCAUUUUAUGUGGUUGUCCUAUUUAUUGAGAUGCCACCCGCUACCAUGUACCGAGCCGGAAUUUCUUGCUCCGGGGAAGGGACAAAGCCUUUUGUUAGGCUUACAUUCAGCCAUAUCGCAAGACACUUUCCUCCGGGCGAGAGCCCUAUGCGAACUCGUUUCAUGAAUGAAGUACAUGAGACAUUGAAGCCGUUUAUUGCAGACGAAGGCUACAACUGGGAGGUCAACGGCGAGGAGCUUGAGCGCGAAUUCGUCCACGUCAAUGGUUUCAGAAUCCCUCCUACUGGGUCUGAGGAUGAGAAGAGGUGGUUCCGUGAAAAUGAACCGUCGCCUUGGGGACCUUACCUUACGGAGUAG
This is a messenger RNA of Aspergillus piperis CBS 112811, 465 nucleotides long. Its product is annotated as tautomerase family protein. Bases 1 to 465 code for a protein of 154 amino acids. The record is from RefSeq and is a predicted model, not a curated record. NCBI's taxonomy places the organism in Eukaryota, Fungi, Ascomycota, Eurotiomycetes, Eurotiales, Aspergillaceae. The transcript has 2 exons.